AGGAAUUUUCGCCUCCGUGAAUCUGCCUUCCUCUCUGCCGAAGCCGAAGAGAUCUUCGGUUUACCUAAGCGCCUUUCUCCGCUGAAGCCGAAGAGGUAAUCGCUUACUGUUAUCGCCGUCCCGCGAACUUCCAAUCAUCAAUUUGCCAAGAUGACUAUUAAUGCCCAAAUUAUAAACUCGACGGCUCAGCAUUCAUCUACACAGUUUUCUGGAUUUUGCCAUUCAGAAAGAUUCAAGCGACAAACCUUCAGCAGCUGUAUCGCGAGUAUAAAACUAGCGAAGGAGGUCGUUAAAGGCCUUAAAAAGCUUAUUGGACACAGGAAUCCAAAGGAUAAUUUGAGUAGGCUGCAUGACAAAGGCAAGGAAAUUCCAAAGACAAUGAAACAUCUAAGCAAGCUUUUCCCGAAUAAAGUGACAAUCCAGUUACCACAGGAUGAAACCCAACUUGAAGAUUGGAAAAAUCUUUUGGACCGCGAUGUUGAAACUCUUAAAGCCAAAGCCAAUACAUUGAGCAUUCAAUCUUACAAACUCCUUACAUGAUCUUCACCAGCCUUGAGGAUUACAAAGCAAGAGGAACUCAAGCAAGCCCUUACUUCACUGUCACCUACUACACUGAGUUUGCGUAGACCAAGGGAUUUGUGCUCGUUCGCGGAAACAAUGUGCUCACCAGCAAGCUUACUGAUGAUGAAGCACAAUGGCUUGUUCAAACUACUCACUCUUUUUAUCUGAACGACACACAAUACAAGCUCGUGGAAAGGUUUAACAAAGAGGCUCGUGAGUUUGAGUUAAAAGAUUUCCUCCAAGCACUCAAAAUGCCCAUCUUGUAAGUCCUACAGUCUUCUGUUGCAAAGUGAGGAAUCAGCUUGACAUAGUAUGUAGGUGAUUCCGUAGGUUGUUUAGUUUAAUGCAGAAAGAAAGUAUAGUAAAAUUUGCAAUGACAAA
Molecule: messenger RNA, 942 nt
Organism: Asparagus officinalis (garden asparagus)
Lineage: Eukaryota; Viridiplantae; Streptophyta; Magnoliopsida; Asparagales; Asparagaceae
Exons: 6
Coding region: 151-540 (129 amino acids)
Source: RefSeq, a predicted model, not a curated record